Messenger RNA from Phytophthora sojae, 1212 nucleotides. RefSeq lists its product as hypothetical. The coding region runs from base 1 to 1212 and encodes 403 amino acids. Gene Ontology annotation, cellular component: COP9 signalosome. Lineage: Eukaryota; Oomycota; Peronosporomycetes; Peronosporales; Peronosporaceae. The transcript is spliced from 6 exons. Gene Ontology annotation, molecular function: protein binding. The record is from RefSeq and is a predicted model, not a curated record.
AUGGCGCAGGCGCUGGAGGGCUUCGACGUGGAGGCGUACGCCGCCAAGUACAGCGGCCGCAACCGCACCGAGCGGCUGCUGUUCCUCACCAAGACGUGCCCCGAGCUGCAGGCCGAGGCGAAGCGCGCGUUGCUGCGCGAGCUCAAGGGCAGCCUGAACAUGGGACUGUACGCCGAGAUUUUAGGUGAAAAGGUCCAGGAGGAGGCGAGUUUCAUCGACAACGUGAAACACAACGCGGCGCAGCAACACGAGCGUCUGGAGCAGGAGUUGAACUCGUACAAGUCCACGAUGAUCAAGGAGAGCAUCCGGAUGGGCCACAACGACCUGGGGGAUUUUUACUACGAAAUGGGUGAUUUGCCAGCUGCUCUCAAGAGUUUCGCCCAGGCCCGCGACUACUGCACCACGGACAAGCACAUUAUUGAAAUGUGCCUAAACGUGAGCAAAGUGGCGCUGCACAUGCGCAACUUCGGCCACGUGACCAACUACCUGACCAAGCUGGAGCAAGUCAACGCGCCUCAGAGCGACCCAAUCUUGAAGUCAAAGAUCGCAUCGGCUUUUGGACUUGUGGCGCUGAACGAGAAAAGUUACCACGCGGCCGCCUCCAAGUUCAUCGAGUGCAGCGCCGAGAUCGGUUCGAGUUACAAUGAGGUUCUGCACGCAGAGGACAUCGCUCUAUACGGCGGAAUUUGCGCGCUGGCGUCUUUCAAGCGUGAAGAGCUCAAGGAAAAGGUGAUCAACAAUUCGUCGUUCAAGGCGUUUUUGGAGUUGCUGCCGUGGCUGCGUGAGCUCAUCACCGACUUUUACUCCAGCAACUACGCGUCGUGCCUGCAGACGCUGGAGAAGAUGAAGCCUGAGCUCAAGCUGGACUUGUACCUGUGUGAGCACAUGGAGAAGCUGUGCAAGGAGAUCCGCAGUCGUGGGAUCAUCCAGUACUUCUACCCGUACCUGUCGGUGGAUCUGCACCAAAUGGCGCGCACGUUUAACACGCCGACACCAGACCUUGAGAAGGAAAUCUGCGAGCUCAUUGCGGCCGAGCGCUUGCACGCGCGAAUGGAUUCGUAUCAGAAGGUGCUGUAUGCUUAUCACCCGAACCAGCGCGCGGCCACGUACGAGCGCGCAUUCGAAGUGGGCCGCAAGUACGCGGCCGAGUCGCGCAACCUGCUGCUGCGCAUGAGUCUGCUCAAGAACAACGUUAUUAUCCGCGACUCGUAA